Molecule: messenger RNA, 429 nt
Organism: Penicillium maclennaniae
Lineage: Eukaryota; Fungi; Ascomycota; Eurotiomycetes; Eurotiales; Aspergillaceae
Product: cytidine deaminase
Exons: 5
Coding region: 1-429 (142 amino acids)
Cellular component (GO): cytosol
Molecular function (GO): cytidine deaminase activity; zinc ion binding
Source: RefSeq, a predicted model, not a curated record
AUGCCGCCGAUCACCAACCCAGUCACAGCCCAAGAGCUGCAGAUUCUCUCCACAAAGGCCAUUGAGGCCAAGAGCCGCGCCUACUGCCCGUACUCCAAGUUCCGUGUCGGCGCGUGCAUCCUCACCACGUCUGGCGAGUUUGUGGUUGGUGCAAAUGUUGAGAAUGCUGCGUACCCCGUUGGAACCUGUGCGGAGCGUGUCGCCUUCGGUACGGCUGUUGUGGCGGGUCACAAGGAUUUCAAGGCUCUUGCUGUUGCUACAGAUAUCAAGCCUGCUGCAUCGCCCUGUGGAAUGUGUCGCCAGUAUAUUCGCGAGUUCACGACCCCUUCGUUCCCUGUCUACAUGUAUGACGCCGAUGGUGCGUACAAGGUCAUGACGAUGAGCGAGCUAUUGCCCGACUCAUUUGGACCGGAGGACCUGCCUAAAUGA